Pseudozyma flocculosa PF-1 is the source of this 702-nucleotide messenger RNA. RefSeq lists its product as uncharacterized. NCBI's taxonomy places the organism in Eukaryota, Fungi, Basidiomycota, Ustilaginomycetes, Ustilaginales, Ustilaginaceae. The transcript has a single exon. The coding region runs from base 1 to 702 and encodes 233 amino acids. The record is from RefSeq and is a predicted model, not a curated record.
AUGCUGGUCAAGGCGCUCCUGGUCACGAUCUUUGCCCUCAACUGUGCUCUAGUCUCGGCGAUGGACCCCUCUCCGGCGGUGAUUCCUGAGCUGGACCGUGUCUGGAACCACCACCAGAUCGAGCUUUCCGCUAUGCUCGAUGCGCUUUCGAGCGCCGGUAGGGCCCACUACCGCUAUCAAGAAGACAGGCAGGCACGUCGACAAGCUCUCCAGCUUGCCCGCUGGAUCGUUCAGCCUGACACUGUCCCAGCAAUCCACUACGGACUAGCACGGGAGCGAUCCAUCUUCCAGGGCGCCAUCGCCGAAGCCGAGACAGCCAUUGAAGCCACCGGAUACGCGAGCGUGCUCGAAUGGCACACAACCGUGGUCGCCAAGCUAUCCCGCCUUCACCAGCUGUUUGCGUCUCAGCAGACCAAGACGUUUGCCCUGAAGCGUUUCUUGCUCAGCCGCUAUGCGGGAUCCGGCGACUCGUUCCGGUACCUCAACUUUUGGUGGCUGCAAAGCACCUAUGCGGACCACCUCGACCGCCUUGCGCUGCUCUCGAAGGAGUUUGACACCAAGUACCAGAACAGGAUCGUGCGAUGGAACGUCCUGCAUCGGCCUUUGAGAGGUGCUCUGACCCGUCACGCUGCUCGAUCGCACCGCUUGACAGGCGACGGCGGCGCCAGCAGCCCGACAACGGGCGUGCUCCCUCCGAGCUAG